Corylus avellana is the source of this 1638-nucleotide messenger RNA. Its product is annotated as lysine-specific demethylase JMJ13-like. Lineage: Eukaryota; Viridiplantae; Streptophyta; Magnoliopsida; Fagales; Betulaceae. The record is from RefSeq and is a predicted model, not a curated record. Gene Ontology annotation, biological process: chromatin remodeling; regulation of gene expression. Gene Ontology annotation, cellular component: nucleus; chromatin. Gene Ontology annotation, molecular function: histone demethylase activity.
AUGGAAUCCAGAAUGAUCCAUAAAGUUAAGCAUCGAACUAAUAAGAGAACGCAAAUACCAGUGAAGGACACAAAAGCUUUCACAUCAUGUGGGGUGAAAGUUGUUACUGAUAAGAAUUGCUUCUCUCAGUCCACUGCAAAAGAGGUAUCUUCAAAGUACAAAGUGGAUAAGUUUGACCUUAGAGAUCAAGAAUGGACAGAAAAAAUUUCAUCGUGUCCUGUAUACCGUCCAUCAGAGAUGGAGUUCGAGGAUCCUGUAAUUUAUCUGCAAAACAUUGCUCCUGAAGCUUCCAAAUAUGGAAUCUGCAAGAUUAUUCCUCCAAUAAAUGCUUCUGUUCCAGCUGACAUGGUACUAAUGAAAGAACUCAGAAACUUCAAGUUUGAAACUGUUCUGCAACCUCUUCGUCUGGCUAAAUGGGAUGUAAAUGACAAGGUCUCGUUCUAUAGGAGAGGAAGGAAAUAUACCUACCGUGAGUUUGAGAGAAUAGCAAACAAGUUGGCUCGUCGAUUUCCUUGUUCUUCAUUUAUUCCUCCUGAGUACAUGGAAAAGGUGUUCUGGCAUGAAUUGGCCCAUGGAAAGAAACGAACAGUUGAAUAUGGAGUCAAUGUUGAUGGCAGUGCCUUUUCAUGUGAUCCUAAUGAUCAGCUAGGGAAAAGCAAAUGGAACUUGAAGAUUCUGCCAAGGCUUCCAAAUUCCAUUUUGCGUUUGAUUGAAAGAGAUAUACCGGGAGUAACCCAUCCAAUGCUUUACAUUGGAAUGCUAUUUGGUAUGUUUGCAUGGCAUGUGGAAGAUCACUAUCUAUACAGCAUUAAUUAUCAUCACUCUGGUGCGCCAAAGACUUGGUAUGGCGUCCCUGGUCAUGCAGCUCUUCAGUUUGAAAGGGUAGCCCAUGAUCAUGUGUAUUCUUGUGAUAACUUUUCGGCCAAUGGAGAGGAUGGUGCUUUUGAACUGCUUGCAGAAAAAACAACAAUGUUUCCUCCAAGCAUUCUCCUAGAACACAAUGUACCUGUGUACAAGGCUGUCCAGAUGCCUGGGGAGUUUGUUAUAACCUUUCCAAGAGCAUAUCAUGCAGGAUUUAGCCAUGGUUUUAACUGUGGUGAAGCAGUUAACUUUGCUAGUGGUGAUUGGUUCCCAAUGGGGGAGCUGGCUAGGCAACGUUAUGCUCUUCUUAACAAGAUCCCAAUGCUACCUUAUGAGGAACUUCUCUGUAACGAAGCAAUGCUUCUAUUCAAAUAUUCUAUGCAAAAAAAUUAUGGUGAUGAUACAUUCAAAGAUUCUGUCUCUCAACGUUCUGUUAAGGUUUCUUUUGUACGCCUCAUACAACUGCAUAAGCAGGUUCUUGAGCGCUUAGAAGUAUCAUCUACUUACCCACAUGCUCAAAGAACUCUAGUAUGCAGCCUCUGCAAGAGAGACUGUUACUUGGCAUAUAAUUUGUGCGAGUGGUGCUAUUCUGAUCCCAUCUGCCUUUUUCAUGGGAUUAAUUCACUUCAUUGUUCGUGUGGGAAUGAACGUACGAUUUUCCUGAGGGAGGACUUUUCAGCAAUGGAAGAUGCAGCUCAAAAAUUUGAGCAGGAAGAGGAAAUAUUGCUGAAGCUUCAGAAAGAAACAAAUUUUGGUGAUGACAUGCGACUGCAAUGA